Nomascus leucogenys (northern white-cheeked gibbon) is the source of this 2845-nucleotide messenger RNA. RefSeq names its product lysophosphatidic acid receptor 4 (gene LPAR4). Gene Ontology annotation, cellular component: membrane. Gene Ontology annotation, biological process: phospholipase C-activating G protein-coupled receptor signaling pathway; positive regulation of Rho protein signal transduction. Bases 623 to 1735 code for a protein of 370 amino acids. Lineage: Eukaryota; Metazoa; Chordata; Mammalia; Primates; Hylobatidae. Gene Ontology annotation, molecular function: lysophosphatidic acid receptor activity. The transcript has 5 exons. The record is from RefSeq and is a predicted model, not a curated record.
GGACUUCAGGCCUUUUUGUGUCCUGUUUGCUAAAGGCAUGCGGGCUACAGCAUUCAAGAGAGGGAGUCGUUAACAAAGGGAAAGAGAUAAAUGUAAAUAAGCUCACAUUUACAGAAUGAGCAGUUUGCAGUAAGAAGCUGCGGCAGCCCAGAGUCUGCUACUUUAGGCUGGGCUAACCUUUCCCUGUAAAAAAAAAAAAAAAAAAAAAAAAAAAAAUGGAUAAAAAUAUGCACUUCCAAAGGGCUAGUUGCCCAUUUACAUGUUUAUUAUCUAAUUAUCUGCAGGCAUCAGCACAUUCUCUCAUCUAGCACACUCUUUCUUGGGGAAUAUAGAUUUCUGGAGGAGUGUGAAAAUCAACUCUCCUUAAUAUUAAGGACCCUGCCCAAUGGUAACAGUUGUUGCCAAGAAAAGAAAAAAAGAAAAAAAAAAAAAGACCCAAUCACCCAUUGGAGGAAAUCUCUGACUACAGUGCCUCUAGGAAGCUCAUUGGUUAUUCCAGUCUUAGAUAAAAUUGGUGCCAGGAUUUGGUUCGAACUAAUGUGGAGGAAAAUAUUUCCUACCGGUCCCUAGUGUCAGAGUGGUGAACCCCUGCAGCCAGCAGGCCUCCUGAAAAGAAAAGUCCAUGGGUGACAGAAGAUUCAUUGACUUCCAAUUCCAAGAUUCAAAUUCAAGCCUCAGACCCAGGUUGGGCAAUGCUACUGCCAAUAAUACUUGCAUUGUUGAUGAUUCCUUCAAGUAUAAUCUCAAUGGUGCUGUCUACAGUGUUGUAUUCAUCUUGGGUCUGAUAACCAACAGUGUCUCUCUGUUUGUCUUCUGUUUCCGCAUGAAAAUGAGAAGUGAGACUGCUAUUUUUAUUACCAAUCUAGCCGUCUCUGAUUUGCUUUUUGUCUGCACCCUACCUUUUAAAAUAUUUUACAACUUCAACCGCCACUGGCCUUUUGGUGACACCCUCUGCAAGAUCUCUGGAACUGCAUUCCUCACCAACAUCUAUGGGAGCAUGCUCUUUCUCACCUGUAUUAGUGUGGAUCGUUUCCUGGCCAUUGUCUAUCCCUUUCGAUCUCGUACUAUUAGGACUAGGAGGAAUUCUGCCAUUGUGUGUGCUGGUGUCUGGAUCCUAGUCCUCAGUGGCGGUAUUUCAGCCUCUCUGUUUUCCACCACUAAUGUCAACAAUGCAACCACCACCUGCUUUGAAGGCUUCUCCAAACGUGUCUGGAAGACUUAUUUAUCCAAGAUCACAAUAUUUAUUGAAGUUGUUGGGUUUAUCAUUCCUCUAAUAUUGAAUGUCUCUUGCUCUUCUGUGGUGCUGAGAACUCUUCGCAAGCCUGCUACUCUGUCUCAAAUUGGGACCAAUAAGAAAAAAGUUCUGAAAAUGAUCACAGUACAUAUGGCAGUCUUUGUGGUAUGCUUUGUACCCUACAACUCUGUCCUCUUCCUGUAUGCCCUGGUGCGCUCCCAAGCUAUUACUAAUUGCUUUUUGGAAAGAUUUGCAAAGAUCAUGUACCCAAUCACCUUGUGCCUUGCAACUCUGAACUGUUGUUUUGACCCUUUCAUCUAUUACUUCACCCUUGAGUCCUUUCAGAAGUCCUUCUACAUCAAUACCCACAUCAGAAUGGAGUCCCUGUUUAAGACCGAAACACCUUUGACCACAAAGCCUUCCCUUCCAGCUAUUCAAGAGGAAGUGAGUGAUCAAACAACAAAUAAUGGUGGUGAAUUAAUGCUAGAAUCCACCUUUUAAGUAUGAGAAAUGUGUUCAGGUCCAGAUAUGGUUUCUCCUAUAAUUUUUCCUAUGCUAUAAACUAAAGAUUUGAAGCUAAUGAUACUGAGAAUAAUGCACCAAAUCCAGUCAGAUACAUUUGUUUGAAGGUAUACUGUAGAGUUUUUAUUGCUGUUUUGUUCAGUAAUUAUAGGUCAAGUCUAAUUACAACAACCAAGAUGGAUUGCCAAAGUCUUCUGCUUGGUUGGAAUUUCAUUGUAUCGCAUUAUCCAGGUGGCCAGUGGCAUUUGAUAAUAUAGAGAUGACUUUGAAACUUUCAAAAAGGUUUUUCUAUUCCAAUGAUAUUUGGUAAUUAGGUUGGGCCUAUAAAUAUAGAACAAAUUCAGGGAUUUUUAAAAAACUGUGUUACUACUGAUAUAUGCUAGUUUUAUUUUUUUUGAAUUGUUGUUGAGUUUAUUUUAGCACAAGAAUAUUUUUAGCCUAACAUUAUUAAUAAGAAAUGCGUCAAAUUUUUAACAUUGGUAAAAUAUGUUAUGUGCAUUUUGAAAACAGAAAACAAAUUGAGUUGGCAUGUACGUGGGUGGGAAGAAAGAGGAAAUUAACGGGAUUUACACAAUUAUAAUCACCAGCAGUGUGAGUUUUAAAAACUUCGUUGUUUUUACACCAAAUUAAAAUUUCACAUCAAACUUCAAAGCCAGAAAGCUGCUAAAUACGUGUCUGGCAGGUAAAAGCUGGAAAAUUACUUAAAACAGGAAAGUGUCAAUAAAAAAACUUGAGCAACACCACCAUUUAUUUUUUUCUUAAAAAUGUCACGUUAUCUUCAUUUUGGGAAACUAGGUUCUGUAAAAUAUUUAUCCUCCCUGUUAUACUUUGGAGCACAGCACAGCCAGAAAGGGGCUGCAUUUGUGCCCAGGUCAGGAGCAAAUUGAAAAAAAAAAAAAACUAAAGUAAUACAAAAAAAUCAAACUAUAAAGCAAAAACAUUUAUUAAAACCUGAAUUGAUCCUUUUUGGAGGGAGUAGAGAUAUAUAACCUGAAAAUACUUAUUCUUUCUUAUCGAAUUUUGGAGCAUAAUAUAGCCAGGAGCUGCUGAAUUUGUGCCCCUGGAUUGGAAGCAAAUCGAAAAAAAACA